GCUGGCGAGGCGCUGCUCUGGAUUGCGACACAAAAUGGUUCUCGCGUGGUAUAUGGACGAUUCCACUACCGAUCAACGUCUUCCUCACAUGUCGCCGGGAGCGCUUGUAUCAAUGGAGACUGUGGCCGCGUUGGGAGUGAACCACUGGAAGGUGAAUUUUGAGAGCUAUGAAACGGAUGGGGAGUUUCGUAAGUUGAGAGAAGAUGAGGGAUACACGUACAUGGAUGUUAUUGAAAUAUCACCAAAGAAAUUACCCAGUUAUGAUGAAAAAAUCAAAAUGUUUUAUGAAGAGCAUUUGCACGACGACGAUGAGAUUCGUCUCAUUAUUGGUGGAACCGGAUACUUUGACGUGCGAGACAAAGCCGAUCGUUGGAUUCGAAUCGAAUGUUCACAGGGUGACAUGAUUUCUCUGCCAACUGGGAUAUACCACAGAUUCACAACCGAUUCAAAGAACUAUGUCAAAGCGGUUCGUCUGUUUAAAGGCAAUCCGGUGUGGACACCGAUUAAUCGCAGCGAAGAGACUGAUUCUCAUCGUGCUCGACAGAAUUACAUUGAAUCUUUUAGUCUAGUUGGUUGCACGUGAAAGACGGAGAUGACUUCAGUGUGUGUGUGUGUGUGUGUGUGUGUGUGUGUGUGUGUGUGUGUGUGUGUGUGUGUGUGUGUGUGUGUGUGUGUGUGUGUGUGUGUGUGUGUGUCACAAAGACUUACAGACAAUAGAUGGUGUGCAUUAGAAGUUACCAA
Corticium candelabrum is the source of this 741-nucleotide messenger RNA. RefSeq lists its product as uncharacterized. The transcript has 4 exons. The coding region runs from base 35 to 583 and encodes 182 amino acids. Lineage: Eukaryota; Metazoa; Porifera; Homoscleromorpha; Homosclerophorida; Plakinidae. Gene Ontology annotation, molecular function: acireductone dioxygenase [iron(II)-requiring] activity. The record is from RefSeq and is a predicted model, not a curated record.